Messenger RNA from Dunckerocampus dactyliophorus (ringed pipefish), 1338 nucleotides. RefSeq names its product fibrinogen like 1B (gene fgl1b). The transcript has 9 exons. NCBI's taxonomy places the organism in Eukaryota, Metazoa, Chordata, Actinopteri, Syngnathiformes, Syngnathidae. The coding region runs from base 131 to 1210 and encodes 359 amino acids. The record is from RefSeq and is a predicted model, not a curated record.
UGACUUUGGCAUGGUCGUUCUUCUAAUGUGGACCAUGCAGAACCAGCCCAACCCUCCUAUAAAUAAAUACUGACCAAACCUUCAGAAGAACAGAACACAGAGCCUGGAGACAACAAGGGAACAUUGCAAAAUGAAGAUUUACAGUGGCUUCAUUCUAGAACACACCUUCAUGUUUCUAUUGUUCUUGGUUUUCCCAAGCAAGACUUCAUCAUCACAUCAGUUCUCAGUAUGUGGUCCCGAGGUAGCAGCUCUCAAGCGGAGCAUCAAGAAACUGGAAAACAAACUCCUCAUCGGAGCUUGGCAGGUGGAAUACUUGCAGAGGCACAAACACUUCCGUCCAAUAACCCCUGGCCGGAUUAUGUCAACUUCCACUCCAUACGCUGAUACCAACAACAGCAGCAGCAGCAACGACAGCAGCAGUGUUGGAACGCUGGGCGGCGCCAACGUGACAACACUUCCACCAGCAGGAAGCUUGAUCGUCCAUGACAGAGACUGUUCUGAGUUGUUUGACAGAAUGAAACCACCAAGUGGUUUUUACCGCAUCAGACCCAAAUCGCACCAGGAGCCCUUUUUGGUCUACUGUGACAUGGACGAUGGAGGAGGAUGGACAGUUUUCCAGAGACGGCGACAUGGAAAAGUUGACUUUGACAGGGACUGGGUGGACUACAGAGACGGAUUUGGAGACUUCAAACUGUGGAACGACGAGUUCUGGUUGGGAAACGAGCACAUGUAUUCUCUGCUCUCGGAAGGUAAGAACCUGCUGAAGAUCGACCUAAUGGACUGGGAAGGAAAGAGAAGUCAUGCUUUUUAUGACAACUUCCACAUCACCAAUGAGGCUGAUCGAUAUCGCCUCCAGUACAGGAUGUACAGCGGCCGAGCUGGGGAUGCCCUGGCCGGUGGUGGGGGCAUGGUGGAGCAGUGGUCCGCCUGCCUCAGUGGCAUGCAGUUCAGCACCAGGGAUCAGGACAAUGAUCGCUACAUUCAGGGCAGCUGUGCCCAGGAGAAUAAUGCUGGUUGGUGGUACAACAGAUGCCAUGUCGCCAACCUGAACGGGAAGUUCUACCGCAGAGGAAAGUAUAAGGGUCAGUUUGACAAUGGUGUGGUGUGGGGCACCUGGAGGGGCCUUUGGUAUUCGCUCCGACACACCACCAUGAAGGUGCGCCCUCUGCUUUUCUUGGACGCCAUGGGCAGUGGUGGCGGGGAUGUUUAAAUGCGCAAAGCAUCGCAUGUGUCACUGACUUUGAAGACAGACUACUGUUUCAUUAUUCCCUGACAAUGUCUCUCUUCUUUUUUUGCAAAUAAUCACUCAAUACCAAAAUGCAUGUAAUGUAACUCAGA